Molecule: messenger RNA, 1257 nt
Organism: Brenthis ino (lesser marbled fritillary)
Lineage: Eukaryota; Metazoa; Arthropoda; Insecta; Lepidoptera; Nymphalidae
Source: the annotation of a GenBank genome assembly
AUGGCGGCCAUUGAAGUUGAGCCAACUAAAAUCGAGACAGCGAUGCGUACGCUCAAGUUGUCAGGGCACGUCGGUUUCGACAGCCUACCAGAUCAACUUGUGAACAAAAGUGUGCAAAAUGGAUUCGUUUUUAAUAUCCUGUGUAUUGGAGAAACUGGCCUGGGAAAAUCAACUCUCAUGGACUCGCUGUUCAAUACAAACUUUGAAUCUACACCCAGCCCACAUAACUUGCCUACUGUUAAGUUGAAAGCACAUACAUAUGAACUACAAGAGAGUAAUGUAAGACUAAAGCUGACAAUUUGUGACACGGUGGGUUAUGGUGAUCAAGUGAACAAGGAGGACAGUUUUAAAGCUGUAGUGGAUUACAUUGAUGCACAGUUUGAAGCGUUUUUACAAGAAGAACUUAAGAUCAAGAGAGCCUUGCCUACAUAUCAUGACAGCCGCCUGCACGUCUGCUUGUACUUCAUUUGUCCUACUGGACAUGGUCUAAAAUCUAUCGAUCUAGUAUGUAUGAAGAAAUUGGACACCAAGGUGAACAUCAUCCCCAUCAUCGCCAAGGCUGAUACCAUUUCCAAGACUGAGUUGCAAAAGUUUAAGUCGAAAAUAAUGCUCGAGCUGCAGUCGAACGGCGUGGAGAUCUACCAGUUCCCGGUGGACGACGAGUCGGUGUCGGAGGUCAACGCCGGCAUGAACGCGCACAUCCCCUUCGCCGUGGUCGGCAGCACCGACUUCGUCAAGAUCGGCAACAAGACCGUGCGCGCGCGCCAGUACCCCUGGGGCACCGUGCAGGUGGAGAACGAGUCUCACUGCGACUUCGUGAAGCUGCGCGAGAUGCUGAUCCGCACCAACAUGGAGGACAUGCGCGAGAAGACGCACGCGCGCCACUACGAGCUGUACCGCCGCCGCCGCCUCGCGCAGAUGGGCUUCUCCGACGUCGACGCCGACAACAAGCCCGUGUCGUUCCAGCAGACGUUCGAGCAGAAGCGCACGGCGCACCUGCUGGAGCUGCAGCAGAAGGACGACGAGAUGCGCCAGAUGUUCGUGCAGCGCGUCAAGGAGAAGGAGGCCGAGCUCAAGGAGGCUGAGAAGGAGCUUCACGCGAAAUUCGAUAAACUGAAGAAGGACCACACAGAAGAGAAGAAGCGUCUCGAGGAGUUGCGCAAGAAGAUAGAGGACGACACCAUCGAGUUCAACCGCCGCAAGCAGCAGAGCCAGCAGAGCCACCACACGCUCACGCUCGGCAAGAGCAAGAAGAAG